GACUGCAUACACACAAUGCGACCACCGACAUCCUUGAAAAAGUGUUUGUCAAGGACAUCAUCCUACCAGUACUUACGACUGUUUCUAACUUCACACGAAUGGAUUCAUCCACAUUCCGGACUUGCCUUGAAGAGAGACUCCUGGGAAUCCCGUGGUAAAUGACGAGGAGGCAAUUGAAUAAUUCGUCAAGGAGCUGACCAGCGCCAUUCAAGAGGCUCCUAAUUGUUGACCCCGUGCUGACCCGCAGUCUUCUCUACGCACAAGUAAUCAGGAUGAAUAUGCCUUAAGAAACUGAGGAUACAGUGGCAAGUCAAGAGGAACCACGGUCUGAAAACCCAGGUCAACUGCCUCAAGAGGUCGGUAACCCAUCAGUUGAAGGAGUGGAUGUUGGAAGGGUGGAGUGAGACACUGGACUCACAGAGCAAUGAGAACUUUUGGAAGAUGACAAAGGGAGAAAUGAGUUCCCACUCUGCUAUCACUCCACUUAUAUCUCAUUUUAUGAACGUUCACAACAAGAAAUUAUAGCCAUACAAUCUGCUUCUCAAUUAUAGCAACUGCUUUCAUACGCCCCAAUAAACUGGAGCGUCAAAUAGUCGUUCGAAUUUUUCAAGGCUUUAAGAAAUUGCAACUGCAAUGUUUACAGAAACGUUGGUUUCAACACGUAACAUUAGAUGCAUAUCUUUCCCGAAAGCUGAAGUUUUACAUUGAACUCGAGCCGCGAAAACCUAAUGACAAAUGUUUCGAUUUUUUAUAAUAGGUGACCCACUGUACGUCAUGUAAUCGCUUGAGGCGGAGUGAGGGGGUGAGGUGGUACAGGUCCUAAACAUUUUUAGGCUCGGCACUAGACAGGGGUGAGUGGUCAGCGUCACACCCGGCCGCGCUUACCCCGCUGAAGGACUCCGGACCCAUCGGACAGAAGGCCAGGCGGGCCCCAGAGCCUGUCCGGACGAAAAAAGUUCUGCCCUUAAUGGGGGUCGUAAAGGCCGUAUUCAGUCACUGUACUAAGUUACCCCAGUUAUUACUCAUGUCAUUUUAAAAGUUGAACUGGUGUCUGUAUUGUUUCGAAAUUAAACAGUGCUUCUAGUAAAUUUGAAAUGUGCUUGAAACACUGUACACAUUAGUUAAGGCCUUACAAGUUUUCAUUUUCAAACGACUUGCAUUUAAGUAAUUUGAGUAGUGUGAACGAGGCUUAAUCUAGUAAGGGACGACGUCAAGUACAGUGGUCAUGUAAUUGCGCAGUGAGCGUUGUGUCCAUAAGACGGGUGUUACCGAAUAGGAAGAAGAAGCAGUUUCAAACUCUCCAUUCUGAUCUUUUACUAAAUAUUAAAAUUUGUGUCACUCGGAAACUGCUGUCGAUAGAAACUUGGUUUUAAUUUUCGUGUUCAGCGGAAAAAUUUUGAAUAGUGUGAAAUAAACGGGGGAAAAAGUUACGAAAGUUCUGCGAAGUAUUCGGUACAAUGUCAUCAAGUUUACAAGUAAUGAGAAUUCUGUGGCAGCGGUCACAGACGUCUUACGUUGCUUUGAAAUUUGUUUCUCUACAACCUGUGACAUGCCACCUGAGGUAUUUCAGUAAGGAUUUUAAUUUAUCUGCGGAUUCUCUGAAGAGCUUUGCAAAUCAUUUGAAAGAGAGAAGUAGCAAUGUGCUAGUUAUGGCAGGAGCUGGGUUGAGUACACCAAGUGGAAUACCAGAUUUCAGGUCUCCAGGUACGGGACUUUAUUACAACCUAAAGCAGUACAACUUACCAUACCCUGAAGCAAUCUUUGAUCUUGUUUACUUUGAGAAAGACCCACGUCCGUUCCUAACACUGGCAAAGGAACUGUAUCCUGGAGGAAAAUAUCAACCAAACUUGGGACAUCAUUUUGUUCACCUCUUGCAUAAAAAGGGAAAGUUGCUCCGCAUGUACACACAGAAUAUUGAUGGCCUCGAAAGAUUGAGUGGCAUACCAGAAGAGAAAUUGGUAGAAGCUCAUGGAGGCUUUAGCACCAGUUCUUGCAUCCGGUGUUCCAAGAAACAUGAUCCAUACAAGACUCGAGAAGCCAUCUUACAAGGCAAAACUGUUUACUGUGACAGAUCAUUCUGCAAAGGUUUAGUGAAACCUGAUAUUGUAUUCUUUGGUGAAGCUCUUCCCGACCGUUUUUGGUUACAUGAGAUGGAUACUUCACUUGCCGAUUUCCUCAUAGUCAUUGGAACAUCGCUUGAGGUAUAUCCAUUUUCCAGUGUGGCAGAUGCUGUACAGUUCAACAUCCCAAGGCUGCUCCUUAACAGAACAGCAGUAGGAAGUUUUGGUAAUCGAGACAAUGAUGCCAUCUUGUCCGAUGAUAUAAUUGAAAGUGUAAAAAAUCUGGCCAUUGCUCUUGGCUGGAUGAAUGAACUGGAAGAACUUGUCAGGCAUUACGAACAAAAUAAGUGAUACUGCCAAUAUUAUCUUCCGUUUUUAGGGCAUCAAGUAUUUUUGACAUAAGGUACUAGAAUGAAUGCUUACGAGUUAUUCCAGUCACAAAGUACUUUUAUAAACAAUGAACAAUAUGUAUCAUUUUUAGAUAUAAAGGCAGCUCAAAUUUGA
This is a messenger RNA of Zootermopsis nevadensis, 2564 nucleotides long. RefSeq names its product NAD-dependent protein deacetylase sirtuin-3, mitochondrial. NCBI's taxonomy places the organism in Eukaryota, Metazoa, Arthropoda, Insecta, Blattodea, Termopsidae. The record is from RefSeq and is a predicted model, not a curated record. Gene Ontology annotation, molecular function: NAD+ binding; histone deacetylase activity, NAD-dependent. Gene Ontology annotation, cellular component: nucleus.